Messenger RNA from Microthlaspi erraticum, 738 nucleotides. Lineage: Eukaryota; Viridiplantae; Streptophyta; Magnoliopsida; Brassicales; Brassicaceae. The record is from the annotation of a GenBank genome assembly.
AUGUGGAGGUGUUGCACGUUUAUAUUCCCGGAUACGUUACAGGCAGAAUUCUCAACAGAUUUGCUUGAUGUAUCUUCGUGGAGAAGGUGCAGAAGAGAAGGCGUUGAACUUAAUGGAAGUUGCAUGGGAGGACACAAGUUAGUCGUGGAGCCUUACCCGUUUCAUGCCACACACCUUGACCACAAGUUUGCUCCUACGAGAGACGCAGACAAUAAGCAAAUUCACACGAUUUCUGUUGAUGGAUAUGACACUUCGCUUCCCUUGGAGUAUGCCAAGAGCAUGCUAAGCGCUAUCGUUCAUGUUAGGGGAAUAGACGCAUUAGAGAGGUUGCUUCAACUUCGCGGUUGUGAUCGAAAAGGAUUGGAGAAUAUUAAAAUUUAUCGGGUUGUUCGUCCAAAACGACGAGUAAAAGGGUUCAGUUUUGAUCCCAAGCUUCUUGAAACCUCUCCUCCCAGGAUUAGGGUACCUCAUGAGGAUCCAGGUCUCCCUAAGCCGCCAUGUCUGAAUAAUCUUCUCCCUCCUGCAUGGAAAGGUCUUGUUUUGAAUACAGAGACUGAGGAGAUACCAGCUUCAUCAGCUUUGCCUGCUUCCACAAGCCGCUACGCACCAGAGGAUCCAAGUCUCCCUAAGCCAUGGAAAUGUCUUGUGGAUAAUAGCACUGGGUAUGGCUACUUUUGGAAUACAGAGACUAAUGUUACCCAGUACCAGAGACCACCUUCAGAGACUAAUGCUACCUAA